AGGGUCUUCAUCCUACUGGGUGCAACACGCGACUGAAAUCAAAUGAUUACUUCAAUCGUUUCCCAUGCAACCUUCCUUCCGUUCUCCAACUCCUGCUGCUUUUAUACAACCCUCAAAACUUACCUAACUUACCUAGUCAUAUCAAACUGAAAUCUCUUGCUUCCUCCUCGUGUAACUGGGAAAGCGCACAACCACAUAUCGUCACUGCAGCACAAGUCAGAGAGAGAGAGAAAAGGUGAGCAGGUACUUUCCACCAACAUGGAAGAAUUGGAACCAUGUCGAAAAGCCCUUCCAUGACCGACCGAGGUCCCUGGUCCCGCGCGGCAGGCUGAUUGACUCACGGUUCGCUUCAAGUCGUGGAACUCGAAAAACGAAAAAACCAACUGCAAUCUUCACCACGGCACGGGUGACAUCUACGGGACGCUGCUUCUUCACCUACUCUGCUCGCACACGUCAUACUCGUCCUGCCGCUGCAUAAAUUAUAUUCACAUACCCAGACCCCGGCCAUCUCUUGUCCAUCUUAUCUCUCUGCUCCGCUCUAACCAUUCUUCACCGUAUCGUCUUAGCCACGCAACCACCGGUCUUGGCUAUUUUUUUUUGUUCAUUCCAUAGUGACUCUUCAUAAUUCGCCGACCUGGCAGCUUAUCCGGGCGUCAGUGUUGGCUGCAGAUGGCUUCCCCAUAUGAUCCCGUGGCCACGGAUCCACCACUUCUAGACAGAAACAGCGAGAUCAAAACAUACACCACGUCGAGGUUUACCUAUCCCGGCCUGCGUAUCUUCUAUCGGCGCCACCAACAGGCCGACCGUCUUCCAAAGUCACCGGCGCCGAUACCACUACUCGUUUUCAUCCAUGGACUUGGUGGCUCAGUAGCCCAGUUUCACCCGUUGCUCACCAGCCUGACUUCGAUUGCGUCCUGCUUGGCUAUUGAUCUUCCAGGGUGCGGGAGAUCCGAGUUUUCAGUCCGGCAAUGGGAAGCAUACACGACAGAUGCCCUGGUAGAGCUCCUAGAGACCAUCAUCGAGGAUUACCGCGAAAAGGAGGACGGCCAGGGUGUAGUGCUGAUUGGUCACAGCAUGGGUGCCUCUCUUGCUGCACUACUGGCGAGUCCGAGACUACCACCCCGGACUCAACUGCAUGAUCACGUCGCUGGCUUGAUCGCGGUCUGCCCCACCUCAGGUUUUUCAUCUCAGAAGCAAAUUAUGGUUCUUACGGCAUUGCUUUGGGUCCCUGAAAUCAUCUUCAACCUUUGGAGAGCGUGGGACAAGCGAGGCGGAAGCCAAAGUGCGAGCGUUAGGAGGUUCGUUGGCGCCGAUGCCGACCCCGAAGCAAAGCGGCUUCAAGACUUAUACAACAACCAAGCUAUCACGUCAGUCUGGCGUCGUAUGGCUUGGGGUUGUCUACCGACUCAUGUCAAAGGGGUUACUAAGGGCGGCCUACCUUCGAAAGAAACCUGGGAAAAGCUGAAUGUGCCGGUUUUCUUAGUGGGAGGAGAAGAUGAUAGAGUCACCCCUCCCCAGGAAAUUGCCAAGAUCCGUGACUUUCUGCAAGAAGUCAAAACGACACCAGACACGAUUUCACCCGGCACCUCAGUUCUUGCUGACUCGGCAGCGCCGGUAGAUAUCAACGCAGCGGCGUCCAAGAUUGAUGCUAUGACAAGUUUGGGGCAAGGAGAGGAAAAUACUCGGGAAAGCGAGGAUCAAAAGCCAGUACACCGCACACAGGUUGCUGAACCAGAGGAAGGAGCGGACGAUCCGGUGACACCUACUGAGCAGGCAGCGAGUCUACCGUCCUUGUCUCUCCACCGCAAAAAGAUUGUGCGCUCCAUCAUCAUGGGCAAGCCGGCCACGCACGCUUUACUAUACACGCCGUCAACAGUCCGCAUCCUCGCGGGAUUGAUAUCGGAUUUUAUGGUUGUGCAUAUCACUGGUCGUCUUGACCUGGGCUGGCAACUGCAGUACCUUUCUCGUGAUGGCAAGUGGGAUGUCAAGAAUCUUCAGAAGUGGCAGGCAGUAGAGCCUGUUUCUGAACCUAUUGGAGGCAUCUUCCGUGCCAUCAAGACCUUGCGCGAGGUUGACGAAGAUCACAGUCCUUCGGAAUUUGUCAAGAAAUGGGGUGGGGUCAUUAAGGAUGUCAUUGACAUUUCGCAUGACAACCCCGUGUACAACCCUCAGGGUCUCGAGAAGGGAGGAAUACACUACCACAAGUUCCCGACGGUUUCCAAGGUCCCGCCUACGGAUGCGGAGAUCAAGGGCUUCAUUGAGCUUGUCGACAAGGUCCGUGACGAGCAGAAGGAGCGGGCGAAGAGAGAGAACUGGGGAGAAGAGCAUUAUAUUGGAGUCCAUUGCCACUAUGGCUUCAACAGAACGGGAUUUUUCCUUGUCUGUUACCUCGUUGAGCGAUGCGGUUAUACGCCGGAGGCGGCUAUUGAGCAUUUUGCUCAGAGCAGGCCCAAGGGCAUCAAGCAUGCUCACUUCAAGGACCGGCUGUACGUGCGGUAUUCGGGUUUAAGGAGCGAGGCAAUCGCGGAGCACUGAGAUUUCACUUGCCCCCCUCCCCCCCUCCCUUUUUUUUUUGGUUGUUUGCUGGUUUACUUUGCUGCAAACGUCUCGAGAUUCUUCGAGAUUUGUUUUCUGAUGAUACGAGCGGUUGGGUUAGUUGUAAGCAAUUCCUUGGUCAUGGUAGUAUGGUUAGGCCUUGUACGGAAAGACAGGGCGUCUGGAAGGUUAAAUGCUGUUCGGUUCUUGAUACCUUGGGAUACUAGCCUGUAUUCCUUCUUUUUUCUUAGUUAUUGAGUCUAGUUAGAGAGGUUGAUGUCUUGAUAGAAUCAAAGCCUAGCGUUGUUUACCUUAAUACGAGCCAGAGCAGCAGUCAUGUUUUGAUAACGACAGUCUCCUAACUCGAAACACGCAGCAUGCUCAAGACAACUCUCCCCGACUAGCCAGAUACGCAGC
Molecule: messenger RNA, 2952 nt
Organism: Neurospora crassa OR74A
Lineage: Eukaryota; Fungi; Ascomycota; Sordariomycetes; Sordariales; Sordariaceae
Product: dual specificity phosphatase
Exons: 3
Coding region: 670-2535 (621 amino acids)
Biological process (GO): dephosphorylation
Molecular function (GO): phosphatase activity
Source: RefSeq, a predicted model, not a curated record